AUGGCAGGCAGAGCGGGCUAUCCGCAAAACCAAUCGCACCGAAACGACGACCUGUUAGGCCUGGACGAGGACGACGAUGGGCUCAUCUAUAGCUCGGGUCGACCACCGCCCACCUCAGACGACCGCAUACUACACGACUACGACACAUCGAAUUCGAGUAGUGCUCAGGGCCGAAUAAGCACAACACAUGACGACUUUGUCGGCUCCCAAACACUUCACCCCACGACAUCCUUACCAGGCGGGCCAGGACAGCAACAUGACCUUGCGACACCUCCACGGAUGGGUGAUCAUGGUCGCAACUACUCCCAGACCUCCGGGUUGAACAACUACCAGCGCUAUUCCGACAUGGACCCCGAGCGGUUCUCCGACGGCGAGUCCAUGGCCGGUGGGUAUUAUGCCGCGGGCGGGAACAUUGACGAGGACGCAGUGCCAGGCAUACCGAUUCAGCAUGGGAAGGGCAACCACAGGAGUCGCAACAGUAUUAUGAGCUUGGGUGGAGGUAUCAUGGGAAGAGCGAAGAACAUGCUUGGCAUGGGACCGGAGUAUAGUGAAAUGGACCUGCCCUUGACAGAGACGGGAGCGCAUCGGACAGUGGGCAGUGGUGGGGUUGACAGUCUUCAAGACUCCGCUCCGCAGCAGCGCAAGACUCCCGGGUCCAAGUUCAAGUUUGGCCUGCCCGGCCGCGGCAAGCCUGACGCAUCGACUCUCGGGCCUCGUAUCAUACACCUGAACAACCCACCUGCUAAUGCGGCGAACAAGUACGUGGACAACCAUGUCUCGACGACAAAGUACAACGCCAUCACCUUCCUACCCAAAUUCCUGUUCGAGCAGUUUAGCAAGUACGCCAACUUGUUCUUCUUGUUCACUGCAAUCCUGCAGCAGAUUCCGAAUAUCAGCCCGACGAAUCGAUACACCACAAUCGUGCCUCUUGGGAUCGUUUUACUGGUGUCUGCGGGAAAAGAAGCAGUGGAAGAUAACAGGCGGAGGUCGCAGGACAGCCAACUGAACAGGAGCCCUGCGCGUGUGUUGAGAGGGUCAAGCUUCCAGAACGUGAGAUGGAUCGAUAUCAAAGUUGGGGAUAUUAUUCGGGUGGAGUCUGAGGAACCCUUCCCCGCUGAUGUGGUCUUGUUGGCUUCGUCCGAACCUGAAGGUCUGUGUUAUAUCGAAACAGCGAACCUGGACGGCGAAACGAACCUCAAGAUUAAGCAAGCUAUCCCGGAAACUUCACAUCUCGUCUCGUCCGCAGAGCUCUCGCGGCUGGGUGGACGGGUCCGCAGCGAACAACCCAACAGCAGCCUGUACACAUACGAGGCGACCCUGACAAUGCAAUCGGGAGGUGGUGAGAAAGAGCUUCCGCUCGCUCCUGAUCAACUACUCCUGCGAGGAGCCACCCUCAGGAAUACUCCCUGGAUCCAUGGCAUCGUUGUCUUCACUGGCCACGAAACCAAGCUUAUGCGCAAUGCUACAGCCACGCCUAUCAAGCGUACCAACGUGGAGCGCAGAGUCAAUACUCAAAUUCUCAUGCUUGGUGGAGUCUUGGUCAUCCUGUCCAUCAUCUCGUCUGUCGGCGAUAUCGUCGUGCGCAAGACAAUAGGCCCUAACCUGUGGUUCUUGGAAUACGUCCCAGUGAACUCCGCGCAGCAGUUCUUCAGUGACAUCUUCACCUACUGGAUUCUUUACUCUAACCUGGUGCCCAUUUCGCUGUUCGUGACAGUGGAGAUUAUCAAGUACUACCAGGCUUUCUUGAUCAGCAGUGACUUGGACAUUUACUACCCAGAGACGGACACUCCAGCGAAUUGCAGGACAAGCUCUCUCGUUGAAGAGCUCGGUCAAGUUGAAUAUAUCUUUUCAGACAAGACCGGUACCUUGACCUGCAAUAUGAUGGAGUUCCGCCAGUGCACUAUCGGAGGAUUACAGUAUGCUGACGAGGUACCUGAAGACAGGAGGGUCGUUCAAGGCGAGGAAGGAGGCAAUGGCAUCUAUGACUUCAAAGCGCUCGAGCAGCAUCGGAGAGGCGGCAACAACAUAGAGGGUAUACACCAAUUCCUCAGCCUUCUAUCGACAUGUCACACGGUCAUUCCAGAGACCAAUGCCGAGAAGCCAGGGAAGAUCAAGUAUCAGGCCGCGUCACCCGACGAAGGCGCGCUUGUCGAGGGUGCUGUACAGCUCGGCUAUAAGUUCGUGGCUCGUAAGCCAAAAAUGGUCACUAUUGAAGUUGGUGGCCAGGAGUACGACUACGAGCUCCUGGCAGUCUGCGAGUUCAAUUCUACCAGGAAAAGGAUGAGCUGUAUCUACCGCUGCCCGGACGGCAAGAUCAGGUGCUAUUGCAAAGGUGCUGACACCGUAAUUCUGGAGAGACUUGGGUUUCGAGACGAAAUGGUUGAGAAGACAUUGCUACAUCUCGAGGAGUAUGCGUCCGAAGGGUUGCGAACGCUAUGUUUGGCCAUGCGCGAGAUUCCAGAAUCAGAGUUUCGCGAGUGGUACGAUGUCUUCAACACUGCCGCCACGACCGUCAGUGGCAACCGAGCUGAAGAGCUCGACAAAGCUGCCGAGAUCAUUGAGCACGAUCUCCAGUUGUUGGGUGCAACUGCCAUCGAAGACAAGCUCCAGGAUGGUGUGCCAGACACAAUCCAUACCCUGCAGACCGCCGGCAUCAAGGUAUGGGUGCUCACCGGAGACAGACAAGAAACAGCCAUCAACAUCGGCAUGUCCUGCAAGCUCAUCAGCGAAGAUAUGACCCUACUUAUCGUCAAUGAAGAGAACGCAGCAGACACCAGAGCCAAUAUCCAGAAGAAACUGGACGCUAUCAACUCCCAACGAGCUGGCGGCAUCGAGAUGGAAACACUCGCGCUGGUCAUCGACGGCAAAAGUCUUACCUUCGCACUUGAAAAGGAUCUUGAGAGGCUCUUCCUGGACCUCGCGGUCACCUGCAAAGCGGUCAUCUGCUGUCGUGUAUCGCCAUUGCAGAAAGCUCUGGUCGUCAAGUUGGUCAAGCGGCACAUGAAGAGUAUUCUGCUGGCCAUUGGAGAUGGUGCCAACGAUGUCUCUAUGAUCCAAGCAGCUCAUAUUGGCAUCGGUAUAUCUGGUGUCGAAGGUCUUCAGGCAGCACGCUCAGCCGACGUGUCGAUCGCUCAGUUCCGAUUUCUCCGGAAGCUAUUGCUGGUGCACGGUGCUUGGUCCUAUCAGCGCAUCAGCAAGGUCAUCCUUUACUUCUACUACAAGAACACUGCGCUCUUCAUCACGCAGUUCUGGUACUCUUUCCAGAACGCCUUCUCCGGACAAGUCAUCUACGAAUCCUGGACAUUGUCCUUCUUCAACGUCAUUUUCACUGCCAUGCCUCCUUUCGUCUUGGGCAUCUUCGAUCAAUUUAUCAACGCGCGAUUGCUCGAUCGAUAUCCACAGCUGUAUCAGCUGAGUCAAAAGGGCAUCUUCUUCCGUACGCACAAUUUCUGGAGCUGGGUUGGAAACGGGUUCUUCCAUUCUCUUGUACUCUACUUCGUCAGCGAAGCCAUCUACUGGCGAGAUGGCGUCCGCUCUGAUGGCAAAAUCGAAGGUCAUUGGGUUUGGGGAACAGCUUUGUACACCGCUGGCUUGGUGACAGUGCUGGGAAAGGCGGCUCUUAUCACCAACAUCUGGACCAAGUAUACCGUCAUCGCUAUUCCUGGAUCGCUGGUUAUUUGGUUCAUCUUUCUGCCAGUGUAUGCGACCGUUGCGCCUAUGCUGGGAUUCUCGACCGAGUAUAAAAACAUCCUUCCCGUCGUGCUGUCUGAUCCGAAAUUCUGGCUCAUGGGCCUCGUCGCUCUGCCCGCUCUGUGCUUGCUGAGAGAUUUCGCUUGGAAGUACGCCAAGCGCAUGUACUACCCGCAAGCAUAUCAUCAUGUGCAGGAGAUCCAGAAAUACAAUAUCCAGGAUUACAGACCGAGGUAUGUACCAAUUAGGCAUGCGGCAGGAAGAAGUAGUAUACUGACAACUUGUGCUCUAGGAUGGAGCAAUUUCAAAAGGCCAUUCGGAAGGUACGCCAAGUGCAACGGAUGCGGAAACAGAGAGGGUAUGCAUUCUCGCAGACGGAUGAGAGUCAGGCGAGAGUUCUGCAAGCGUAUGAUACUACGAGGGAGAGAGGACGGUAUGGUGAGAUGGCGAGUAGUCGCCGUUGA
Molecule: messenger RNA, 4154 nt
Organism: Lecanosticta acicola
Lineage: Eukaryota; Fungi; Ascomycota; Dothideomycetes; Mycosphaerellales; Mycosphaerellaceae
Source: the annotation of a GenBank genome assembly